UAGUUACUACUCCCCGCGACAGUACACAACAAUCUUUCUGGAAGUCAAAAAGGCUGAGAGACAAGGCACCGAAUAUCGACUGGCUUUAUUAUCCUCACUCGCAUCAGGAACGGUGCGAGUACGAUCCGGCAGAUCGAAGACUAGACGAUCGAGGGAGCCGGCCGCAACUUGGCCAGUGAUCUUGUCUAGUAGACCGUGAAUAUAUCGAUCGCGACGACCAAAUCCAGGGGCCAUCCCCCGCAGAUAUAUCCGCUUCGGUACCCGCGGCGGCCACGACGGCGACCGCUCGCUCCUUGCCUCCCUCCUUGGCCUAUUUAGACCCUCCGGCCAGUCCCCAACCCCGCCCAUUUCUUCCUUCACCACUCCUAGUCGCAAGCAAGAAGCCGUGCGCGCUCGCGUCGUCGUCGUCGUCGCAGGCCGGCCAUGGAGAGGAGGGCGCACGCGAUGCUGUUCCCGUUCCCGUGCUCGGGGCACAUCAACCCGACGCUGAAGCUGGCGGAGCUGCUGCACUCGCGCGGGGUGUACGUGACCUUCGUCAACACGGAGCACAACCACGAGCGGCUGCUGCGGACGGCGGGCGGGCUGCGGGGGCGGGAGGGGUUCCGGUUCGAGUCGGUGCCCGACGGCCUGUCGGAGGAGGACCGCCGGAGCCCCGACCAUACAGUGAAGCUGUACCUGUCCCUGCGGCGGAGCUGCGGCGCGCCGCUGGCGGCGCUGGCGCGGGGGCUCAUCGGGGAGCGGGAGGGCGUCCCGCCCGUCACCUGCGUCGUGCUCAGCGGCCUCGUCAGCUUCGCGCUCGACGCCGCCGAGGAGGCCGGCGUCCCGGCGUUCGUGCUGUGGGGCACCAGCGCAUGCGGCUUCGUCUGCACGCUCCGGCUACGCCAGCUCCGGCAGCGGGGAUACACGCCGCUCAAAGACGAGAGCUACUUGACGAACGGGUACCUUGACACGCCCAUCGACUGGAUCGCCGGGAUCCCGCCGGUGCGGCUGGGCGACGUCUCCAGCUUCGUCCGGACGCUGGACCCGCAAUGCUUCGCGCUGCGCGUGGAGGAAGACGAAGCCAACAGCUGCGCCCGGGCGCGGGGCCUCAUCCUCAACACGUUCGAGGACCUCGAGCCCGACGUGCUCGACGCGCUCCGGGCCGAGUUCCCGCGGGUGUACACCAUCGGGCCCCUGGCCGCCGCCAUGCACUCCGCGCAGGGCCAUGGCCACGGCGCGGCGGGGCUGAGCCUGUGGGAGGAGGACGCGGCGUGCGUGGCGUGGCUGGACGCGCAGGCGCCCGGGUCGGUCCUGUACGUCAGCUUCGGGUCCCUGGCCGUGCUGUCGCUGGACCAGCUCGAGGAGCUCGCGUGGGGGCUCGCCGCCACCGGGCGCCCGUUCCUCUGGGCCGUCCGCCCGGGACUCGUCGCCGGUGACCGCGGCGCCGACGCGCUCCCGGAGGACUUCCUGGCGGCGACGAGGGGCCGGUGCUUCAUCGCCGAGUGGUGCGCGCAGGAGCAGGUGCUCCGGCACCCCGCCGUGGGCGGGUUCCUGACGCACAGCGGGUGGAACUCGACGACGGAGAGCAUCCUGUCGGGGGUGCCCAUGGUGUGCUGGCCCGGGUUCGCCGACCAGUACAUCAACUCCCGGUACACGUGCGGGGACUGGGGCAUCGGGCUCCGCCUCGACGAGGCGCUGCGGCGGGAGCAGGUCGCGGCACACGUCGAGGAGCUGAUGGGGGACACGGGGAGGGCCAGGGAGAUGAGGCGCAACGCGGCGAGGUGGAAGGCCGCGGCCGAGGCGGCCACGGCGCCCGGCGGGUCGUCGUACGAGAGCCUCCGCAGGCUGGUCGAGGAGCUCCGGGUGGGCGACGCGGACGCGGACGCUUGGACGGCCGGUGACCCAUGACGCGAUGAUGCACGCGCACCUCGCUUUGAUGGACGCCGCCUCUAGUCGUCGGCCAGUCGUCAGCUCUUAUCUGGUUGCUGAGUAAGAGCACGAUGACGGAAGCCGUAGUGUCUGGUUUCGUACACGCAGCAGUGUUUCGUUUCAGCUCGGUCAAGAAAAGAAAUUCUAGUAUUUUGUAUCGUAGUAGAUUGAUUGCAUGUCUCGAUGUCAACAUUAGUGGACGAAUUUGUCAGGAACUCAGCAGAUGCUUUGCUUGGGCUCCUUCAAAAACCAUGUGCCCACGCGCAGGGAGCCGAGCUCCUGUCAGCUGGUCAGCAUGGUACUUGCAUUAUCAAUUGCCGGAUUAAACUGGUCGGAAACUGAUUACUGA
Molecule: messenger RNA, 2257 nt
Organism: Setaria italica (foxtail millet)
Lineage: Eukaryota; Viridiplantae; Streptophyta; Magnoliopsida; Poales; Poaceae
Product: 7-deoxyloganetin glucosyltransferase
Exons: 2
Coding region: 424-1887 (487 amino acids)
Molecular function (GO): UDP-glycosyltransferase activity
Source: RefSeq, a predicted model, not a curated record